Molecule: messenger RNA, 7992 nt
Organism: Limulus polyphemus (Atlantic horseshoe crab)
Lineage: Eukaryota; Metazoa; Arthropoda; Merostomata; Xiphosura; Limulidae
Product: IQ motif and SEC7 domain-containing protein 1-like
Exons: 14
Coding region: 66-3383 (1105 amino acids)
Biological process (GO): actin cytoskeleton organization; regulation of ARF protein signal transduction
Molecular function (GO): protein binding; guanyl-nucleotide exchange factor activity
Source: RefSeq, a predicted model, not a curated record
GCGUGUGACAAGGAUAGGAGGGAUACAAAUCUUGGAACAGUACAGAAAUAGAAAAUAAUCAAAUUAUGGAGGAACUCAGAAAGAGUAUUGAAGAGAAAGAAAAAUUAAUAAUGAAACAAUUUAUAAGGAUUAAAGAACUAGAAAACGAAACGAUGCUUUUAAAACAGGAAAAAGAUGCAUUAUUCUGUGAUAUUAAUAAACUUAAAUUUGAACUUGAAAUGAGCGAAAUUAAGAGGCUCAAGAAUACUAGUAGCUUGGCCAAAAAACCGGUAGGUAGCCCGCCAUGCGACUCAGGAUCAGUUGUCAAGCAAGCGAGAUCGUGUUCUGUAACAACUAACCCUGAUUUCAACACCAAAAUACUUGUCCGCCAGAGGUCUUGCAGCGGAAACUUAGGGGAUAAAAAAGCGCCAUCUAGGAGAAUAGAUGAAGAAGCGUUAAAACGAACUCGUAUCAGUAGUGCACAGUACGAACUUUCCCAGGACUUGCAAGAUAAGCAAGUGGAAAUGUUGGAACGGAAAUAUGGAGGAGACAACGCCCGAAAAGCCGCCUUGACCAUUCAGCGUGCUUUUCGUAAAUACUGUAUAACUAAACGGUUCCAGCAGCUUGCGUAUUCUAUAAAAAGAGAAAGACGGCUUUCUCGACGAUUCGCUAUUCCGGAUUCUGAAGGAAAAGAUUGUCUGUUCAAUGUAGCCGAUGAUGACACGUUUUAUGGAAAAAACAGCAACUUAACAAAUAGCCUUCGUUUUCCUCAUUCCACUGCCUACGUAGACACUGUGCUAAAGUCCAAUCUCUCUACUUUGUUUCGCGACUUUGAUGAAAAUAAGUUUUCUCCAUCUGAUUGCCAGUUAAGAUAUCCUGUUACUAAAGGCCAAAGAGUUUGCGUACGUAGUUACUUAAUGGAAUCUCAUUUUUCGAACAAAACUGUAACUUCUAAUUCGCCUAGUUGUUUAGAGAAUGCGACACCCUCUGGUGAUACAUUAAAUCACGUAACUGUUUGCGAUCCUGACUUCUGUUCUGUUCCUGUAACGGUAGAUGAUGGUGGUCGGUGUUAUACGCCCACAAUGAAUGUAAAACCUUCUCUUUCUGUUCCUCGUCACCCAGCAUGGACAGCAGUGCCACCUAAUGGACGAAAACAAUACAUUAAUUCAAAUAAAGGAUCAGUUUUGUUUCUCAGUCCUAGUCAAUCUGAUGUAUCUCAUGAAAAUUAUGCACUUAGGUAUUCGCUUGCUUCAGAAGAAACCACCAUAAGCAGCAGUGGAACAAGAGACUCUAUUGUAUAUUCCAUAUCUGAAGAACAACAAGUUUGCCAGACUUCUUCAGCCAGACAGACUGUUAAUAUCUCUGUGACAUGUACCUCUCAGCCAGAUCCCUGCAAACUUUGGUGGACGACAGUUAAAGCUAGUGAUGAUCUGGAUCAAAGAAAGUCCAUGCCACUUUGUGUAGAGCAAAAGAAACUCCCAAAUCAAGAUUUAAGAAUGAUUUCCUCCAUCCCAGGGCAAGCAGUGAAACCUCGCAACAAGCUCCCUGAAAAGUCCUACCAAGUUCCAUUGUUUAAUCAUAAAUCAAGAAAAUUUGGAGUUGAUAAUAAGUCAGCAACAGAAUUGGACAGUAAUUCAGAACAUGCUGAGAAAACUAAAAAAUCUCACAUGAAAUUCAGUUUCGAAGCUUCCCCAGCAUUGAAAAAAGUUCUUGUGGCUGAACAAGCAACAUCUGGUGGACAGGUAGAUGAUAAAAGAUUAAGCAACAUCUCAGAAAAUAGUGAAGACAGCCUGGAAAGUGGAAGUUAUUCAACAACUCCUCCUGGUACAUCCUCUGGACAUAGCUACUCAGACUGUUGUAGAGUUCAUAAUAUGACCUCAGCGUCAUCACCACAUAUACUACAAACACCAGAAAUACAAAGAAAACGCCAGUACAGAGUAGGUUUGAACCUUUUCAACAAAAAACCAGAAAAGGGGAUUAAUUACCUCAUUAAAAGGGGCUUCUUGGAAGCAACUCCUAAGGCUGUUGCACGGUUUCUAAUAUCAAGGAAAGGUCUCAGUAGGCAGAAUAUUGGAGAAUACUUGGGAAAUCUUCAAAGUCAUUUCAUCUCGGCAGUGUUGAAGAGUUAUGUGGAAGAAAUUGAUCUCGCAGGGAUGCAAGUUGAUGUCGCUCUUCGGAAAUACCAAACCUUUUUCAGGAUGCCAGGUGAAGCCCAGAAAAUUGAGAGAUUAAUAGAAGUGUUCAGCCACAGGUAUUCAGACUGCAAUCGGGAUAUAGUGACCAAAUUUCACAAUCCUGACACAGUCUUUGUUCUUGCUUUUGCUAUCAUUAUGUUAAACACAGAUCUACAUACGCCCAACCUGAAAGCAGAUAAAAGGAUGAAACUGGACGAUUUCAUAAAGAACUUAAAAGGAAUUGAUGAUGGCCAUGACCUAGAUAGAGACAUGCUAUCUGGAAUCUAUGAAAGAAUCAAAGCUAGUGAAUUUAAAACUGGAUCUGACCAUGUGACACAAGUAAUGAAGGUUCAACAGACAAUUGUUGGCAAGAAACCAAACCUAGCACAGCCUCACAGAAGGUUGGUCUGUUAUUGUCGUCUUUAUGAAGUUUAUGACAUAACCAAGAAAGAAAGGUCUGGAAUCCAUCAGCGUGAAGUGUUCCUGUUUAAUGAUACUCUCCUGGUCUCUAAAAUCUUUAGUAAGAAGAAAAUGAGUAUUACUUAUACGUUCCGGCAAUCUUUUCCACUGUGUGGAGUUAACGUCUUGCUUUUUGAAGCUCCACAUUAUUCACAUGGGAUUAGGCUUACACGUAGAGUUGACAGCAAGGUUUUAAUUACUUUCAAUGCAAGAAACAUGCACGACCGAACUAAAUUUGUAGAUGAUUUGAAAGAAUCCAUUCUAGAGAUGGAUGAAAUGGAGAACCUUCGGAUAGAAGCAGAACUAGAAAAACAGAAAUCUCUGAGAACGAGAGUUACAGAGAACAGAGACUCUGGUGUCGUAGAUAUAGAGGUUCUUCCCUCCACUAGUCAAGAAAGAAACAGACUCCACCCCGAUGGACAGUCUUCCAACAUAAAACGUUCUUCCCUGUCUAACUCUCUCCUUGACCUUCAUGAUCCUCAAAUGAACAAGCCUGUUCGAAGAGGUAGUGCAGGCUCUUUAGAUAGCGGAAUGUCGGUAUCCUUUCAGUCGUCAGCAACGAGCACCGAAAGUCAGGAUUCCUCGUCUCAAGCAGUGUCUUGCAGCGGGACCUGUGAGAUUAGGAACGUUUUAGAAACUACUGUCACACAAGCAACACAGAGUGGAAAGUCUACCAAUCAGCAGAGCUUUCUUGGUGGAUUGUUCGGGAAGAAGAGUAAGACACAUAGCAAGGCAAACAUAGUGAAAAUUUCCGAGAUUACUGAUGUUUAAAAGGUGUUUAUAUCGUACGAAAUGAACGAAGGAGCAUCAAACCUAAUUGUUACUGAAACUGAGUUGGCAGUGGUGGCUCCAAGCGUAAGCUAGAGAACUGCAUACUCGGGGCCUCGCGCUAUUCCAAACAACUAGUAUUUAUUUUGUUUUGACUAUUAUUUAUAACAACAGACACCUAAUUGGAGCUUUUAUUUUUAAAUUGUGUUUUGGGAACUAGUCCCCCGUAAUCCCCCCCGCUGGCACACAGCUUUAUUAGUGGACUUUGUGAAGUGAUAACCCUGUUGUUAACUCCGGCACUGUAUGCCCUUCAGUGGCACAGCGGCACGUCUGCGGACUUACAACGCUAGAAACCGGGUUUCGAUACCCAUAGUGGGCAGAGCACAGAUAGCCCAUUGUGUAGCUUUGUACUUAACUUCAAACAAACAAACAAACCGGAACUGUUAGCUUGUACUAUAGUCAAAUGUAUCCCAUCAUCCAAAGCGGAAGGCAAGAGUAAAACAUGAACAGAUCUUCAAAUGAAAACAAAAAUGUAAAAAAGAACAACCUUAACAAUUCUUUCCUGAAUAUUUUUAAACCAACAGAAACUAGUAGCUAUUGAGAACAGAAAUUCACAAAGAAACAUUCUACUUACAGAGUGUAAUUCAUAUAAAGGUCGGGAACAUUCUACUUACAGAGUGUAAUUCAUAUAAAGGUCGGGAACAUUCUACUUACAGAGUGUAAUUCAUAUAAAGGUCAGGUGUGUUAUAUGAAGAAGAUUUUGAAGCUUCACCAUAUUGUGUAAAAUUACAAUCCAUACAUACCAACACAUCCGGUAGUACUUCACCUUACGCACGUGCAUAUAUAAAAUGGCUGGCUGUUAAGUACAGUGUACACUUUUCUUGAGCUUUCCAUAAUAUAUCUAAUAAUGUAUGAGAAUGACGUUUUUACAGCACCGGGGUCGCGGGUUCGAAUCCCCGUCACCGAACAUCCUCGCCCUUUCAGUCGUGGGAGCGUUAUAUAGUGAUGGUCGAUCUCAUUAUUCAUUGGUAAAAGAAAAUCCCAAGAGUUGCCGAUGGGUGUUGUUGACUAACUGUCUUCCCUCUAGUCCAGGGGUCCCCAAACUACAGGCCGCAUCCGGCCCGUCAAUAGUUUAUUAAAGUAAUAAUAUAAUAUUUUAAUAUUAUAAAAACAAAAAUAAAACAUAAUUGAGCAAAAGCCAAUCUGAUCAUGUAUGCAUCCCUACUUAAUUUUACCACGACCCCUCCGGCCCGCGAAGCCUAUACCUCCCGGCCCUUGUCCCAAAAGGGUUGGUGACCCCUGCUCUACUCUAUCACUGCUAAAUUAAGGACAGCUAGCGCAGAUAGCCUUCGCGUGGCUUUGCGCGAAAUUCAAACGAAAUUUACAGCUCCCGUUACAACAGUUCGAUCACACAGAAAUCCAUAGGCCUAACAUUUGUCGACCGUAUGUCUUCAAAUAGAAUAGUAUGAAUACUUGUUUCAUUCUCCAGCUACUUGAGGUACGCGAUGGUUUAACUGGACCUUUGUCGUUUUUCCAAUCAGAAAUCCUUCUUGAUUAUGUUGUGUAUUUUUUCCUGGGGCAUGUGGAAGGCUUUUGCCUCUGACUUUUCUGUUCGUGGACUCUCAUCUAAUACAAGACGCUGCACUUUGCUUACCAUAGCUGCAAUAUAAUAUGUUUCGGGGCUUUUUUUGGAUAGUCCUGGUACCCAAAGUUGAUCCAUAUUAUUUCAUUUUCCAAUGCCAUUAUUAAAUGGUAUGUUCAUCUUUGAAAUUCUAAAGCCCUGACCUGAUAACCCUGAACUUAGUGUAUCAUUAUAUAUUUUUUUCGUCGAAAAAGCGAUCAAUUUUCAGUGGCAUCAAACUACCAUGCAUCGCCAAACAGUGUUAAAUGUAGUUCUAAUACAUCCGUUUUACCGCGACUUUAUAUCGGCUGUGGUUGUCACGUAACAUUUUAAUAUAACACGUUCAACCCUGUAUUCGUGUAAUAUGAAGUCAAACUUCAGUGUUUGUUUUUGUAGCAGUUAAAAGGUUUCGAACUAUGACUUACCGGCAUCAACAAGCGGGUUAAUCCCUUAGUUUUGUUGGUACAGGAUUUGCAUGGCCUAGAAGAUUUAAAAUUGGGAUUACUAAAGAAAACCUGGCGCCCAUCGUUUGGCGGUUAUAACCCCCUGAAAUAAGGCCCGAAGAUUGUCUCUGUUUGUGAGAGUGUGAUAUUAUAGUAAUUAAUUCUAAGAAACCAUGAGUGCAACCUAACGAUAUGUUCUGAUGUGUCAACCACACUACAUCCCCCCAUAUCCAGUGCCUACGAGGCCUUUUGCCCAAUACCGGGCCUCGUCAGGCCGGCUGUGAUACGACAGACAUAAUAGUGGUAUACAUAUGUCAUCCGUUUUUACAAGUGUUAAGGUGUGAACCAGAUUAAGCAAGUGAUUUGUAAUUAUUAUCAGUUUUAUAGUUUUGAAAACUGCCUUACUAGCAGGUGCUAGUGCGUUAACUCUUAGCUCAGCUGGUAGAGCACUCGCUUGCACUUGCCUUACUAGCAGGUGCUAGUACGUUAACUCUUAGCUCAGCUGGUAGAGCACUCGCUUGCACUGUAAGCGGUUCCGAGUUCAAAUCCUUUUUGCGAGAGACAAAAAUUGAAUUUGUACUCUGUGAAAGUUUAACAAACAAGGAACGGCAGCAAAGAUUUUUACAAAACGUGCGAUUUAACGGCUCCGCAAGAUAAUUUAUACAGACAAAAAUACGCACGUUUCGGCAAAUAGGAUUAGUUGUCGGAUUUUUGUGUAAAUGAUAUAGUCUUAGUGUUUGUAAUUUCCAAGAUGAGUUUAUAUCAACAGAACACACUACUGUUCUAUAGUUGCGGUGUUUUACGUGUGUUAACAGUCUAGGAAAAUAGAAAUUAUUCGUAUGUGUAAGUGUAUGUAAUCAAAUUAAAUAUAUUAAGUAUUCAUUGUAUGAAAUAUGCAAUUAUUACAUGGUAACCCGGUUAACUAAUUAGAAGCGUUGAAUAUUGCAAAUGCUGUAUUAGGAAAUUAGUGAAAUUCGAAUACAGCAUGUAGGCUUACUGUUCACAUCGUACUCGUUGCUUCGAUUUUUCAAAGUCUAUAGCAAUGGCGGAUACAAAGGGAGGGUUGAGAUAUUACCCACCACUUCCCGAUGGACUACCAAACAAAAGGCACCCUUAACCCUAAUAACGCGAAUUAUUUCCAAGGUUUCAUCACCCUUACCAAAAAUCCUAGAUACGCUCGUGUUAUUAUCCUCCAUGAUGAUUUAUAGUGACUUUUAUGUAUAAUUAAAUAUGAGUAAUGAUAUAGCUUCUGUGUUACAUUUAAGUUGAUAGUUGAACAACGUAGUUAAUGGUGUGUAACUCAUUUUAUUACCCUGUGUAUUGUGCAAUGAAAGUUAUGUACGUGCUGGUACCAAUAUGUAUUGUUAGGCACUUGACUGUCGCUUUUCACUUACCAUGUUUGCUAGAAUGAGAAACAUAAUAACAUACUCAUAUAAGUCGUGUUUAUUUAGGUUUACUUCAUAACCACGAGGUGGCGUGUAAGUAUCGAUAUGUAUGUAUUGUUAGGAAAGUCACCGUCGCUUUUCAGUUCAAUAAGAAACAUAUUAACAUUUUCACAAAGGUCGUAUUUAAGUUUAGCUAGUUAUCACGAGAUGGCGUAGUAGACAUAACCAGAAAGCGUGUUCUUGUACUGUUUUUUUUUUUUUUCUUAUGAAGUAUUCUUAAGUUACCGACUUGUUUUCAUACUGUUCACUACUGGUAGAGUUCAUAUACUACAUUUUAUGAUACUGAGUAAUUUUAUGUAAAUAAAUGGCCGAACAAAAUUGGGUGAAAUCAGUCGUUUUUUUAACUAAAAUACCUAGGUAAACCCAGCAGUAAUUAGCAGGAUAUUACAAUAUUGAUGGUAUUUUUUGUGUUAUUCGAAUUGGAGUACAAAUGAUUUAUAAAAAUGUGUUCUGAAAACUGAUGGUGUCUGAAUAUGAGUCUUUUAGAUAAGUCUAGCGAUAACUAAAAAAAUGAAAAAACACGAUUAUAACAAAAUAAUUUUGAUGGGAAGAUAUAGGAUUAUCGUUGUUUUUAACGUCGUAGAGACUAACAUUACAAUAGCGAACUUGGGUUACUGACUAACUAAUCUGUAGAGGGGUGGGAGCUACCAUUAAAGUAAUCAAACGCAUUCCUAGUUUCGUUGUUUUAGCGCGUGAAAUAGAAUCUUGCUCUUAGAAGAUUUAAAGCUUACCCAUAAGGCCCGAAAAGCUCGUAAUUAGGUGCUGUUAUUCAUUUAUAUGAAACAUCGUUUCAUAUUCUUAUCACCACGAGGAGAGCACGUUUUAAAGGAAAUGUGUUCUAGAAUAAUUCCAUUCUCUUCCCCCUUCCCCAAUAUUUUCUGGGGUGAUCCAAAUGAUGAUGACAAAAACCUUGUCGAAACGUUGUACAUUUGCUGUUGUGUUAAACUUACAUCAAAUUUUUUCUUCAUUACCCAUUCAAGCCGUCUCCAACCAUUAUAAAUGUAUGGUAAUGUUUUAAAAAUUCUAAUGAGUUGAGGUUUGUUUUUCGAUGUGAUUGUAAAAUACUGAAAUGUUAAUUAUAUAGAUGGACUUCCUUUCUGUAA